AUUUUAUCCUAUCAAACGACUUCGACUUGAGAUUAGCAACAACUCUGUCUCGAAUUACUGCUCUGGAAUAGCCAUUGCACUUCUUCAGAUCCCAAAAGCAUCUGAGCAAUCGAGAAGUGAUUUUGGUCUCUGUAAAUCAACAACACUCGCUUUGAGGUUUGGGCGGAUUGACGUAAGCUCACUUCACCACGUCAUUCUAUCUCGCCACGCGAAUCGACCGCCGACGAAACACCAGCAACAUGGCGGGCAACUCGGAUCACGAAGCGCUUGCCCUUCAGCUCCUGGAGUUCGUUCCCAGCGCCACUCCCGAACAAGCAACCCGAUACCUGUCAGCCAAUAACUGGGAUCUUGACGCAGCUGCUGCAUCUCUGAUGGCAGACAUGGAGGAGGCUGAAGAAGAUGCCGACGCCGUUGCCGCAGCUCCCUCAGCAUCCGCAUCGGCCUCACAACCCACUCCGCCCGGCUACACUGGCCCGCGAACUCUCGAUGGCCGACCUGCGCCCCAGUCCGCGACAUCCAGCAGCGCCUCCAAAAAACCCCAGAAGAAGACGGGCCUAGCAACCUUAAGCUCGCUUGGUGGUGGUGGUGGUGGUGGUGGUGGUGGUGGUGGAGGGCACGCCCAUGAUCACGAUGAUGACGAGAGCGAGGAAGAAUAUGAUGAUGACAAGGGACCGCGUGACACGUAUGCUGGGGGUGAGCGAAGUGGUCUUGCGAUUCAGGACCGUCCCACGGGUCAGCGACCGACUGAUCCUCGCAAGUUGAUUAACGACAUUGUCGCUAAGGCGAAGGCGCAAGCAGAGGAAGGUGGCCCACCUGCUUCAUCCGCUGGCCCAUCAGAGCCAACACCAACUUUCCGUGGCGCAGGCCAAACUCUCGGAGGCGAUGGCGUAGAGAGUCGCUCUAUCCCCGACCCUCGAGCUUCCCAGAAUCAGGCUCAGCCCCGCGGCGGCCAGCCUGUAGAGCGAGUCCUUCACAUCUGGCGCGAUGGCUUCAGCAUUGAUGAUGGCCCGAACCACCGCUUCGAAGACCCUGCCAACGCUGCUGAUUUGGCCAUGAUCCGCUCGGGCCGAGCCCCUGUUCAUCUCAUGAACGUGCGAUUUGAUGAGGAGCUCGAUGUCAAGCUCGAACAACACGAGGAGCCCUACCACCAGGUCCCUAAGAAGUACAAGCCCUUCUCGGGUGAAGGAAGACGACUAGGAAGCCCCGUUCCCGGAGAUGGCAGUGCUGGCGUUGCCGCCGCCGCUGCUGCUGCCCCAUCCGGGCCUUCGUCACUGUCUACCUCUUCUGCUGCCGGAACGCCUACACCCACAAAUGUGGAUGUCUCGCAACCUACUGUCAUGAUUCGCAUUCAAAUGCACGAUGGUACCCGCUUGCCUGCUCGCUUCAACACGACGCAAACCGUCGGUGACAUCUACGACUUCAUCAACCGCUCAUCUAACACCCUGCCUGCCAACUGGGUCCUCGCCACUACGUUCCCCAACAAGGAUCACACAGAUAAGAGUGUGGUGCUCGAGGAGAUGCCCGAGUUUAAGAAGGGAGGCACGGCGAUGGUGAAGCGCAACUAGAGAGGCUUCGAGGUGCAUGGCGCGCUUCUGGAAGGAUUUGUGUAUGAGAGGUGAAUAGACUGGGUCUCCUCCCAUUGACUGAGUGUAGGAAUAGACAAGCCUCCCGGGUGCAGGGAAAUCAGACCGUCUUGAGACGGGAUGUACCCCCGGAGCUCAAUGAAGUGAAGUAAGCUGAACUGAAAUUGUAUCAUGCGAAGUGCAUGUGUCGGGUCUAUGUCCUAUGAAGCAGCAGCUGAAUAAUCUCAUAUAUAGUCGCCUUCGUAGUAUGUAAAACCAAGCCAAGAAUGGGACAGGGUUCAUCCGUAAGAGCUUUUCCUCUCGACGUCCCAGGCUUUCAAGUACAUGUACCUACACCUAUACCUAUUUACAUUGCCGAGCACUUCAUGCCUG
Molecule: messenger RNA, 1955 nt
Organism: Pseudomassariella vexata
Lineage: Eukaryota; Fungi; Ascomycota; Sordariomycetes; Amphisphaeriales; Pseudomassariaceae
Exons: 2
Coding region: 240-1565 (441 amino acids)
Biological process (GO): Golgi organization; nuclear membrane reassembly; proteasome-mediated ubiquitin-dependent protein catabolic process
Cellular component (GO): nucleus; cytosol
Molecular function (GO): ubiquitin binding
Source: RefSeq, a predicted model, not a curated record